Molecule: messenger RNA, 567 nt
Organism: Eubalaena glacialis (North Atlantic right whale)
Lineage: Eukaryota; Metazoa; Chordata; Mammalia; Artiodactyla; Balaenidae
Product: hibernation-associated plasma protein HP-20-like
Exons: 2
Molecular function (GO): protein binding
Source: RefSeq, a predicted model, not a curated record
AUGUCUAUUCUGAUAGCAAAUACUUUCAUUGAGUAAAUUGGAUGCUAUGGACCUCCAGGGCCUCCUGGACCUCUGGGGCCUCUUGGAGUUUCAGGACCUAUUGGAUUGAGAGGUGAGCCGGGAGUCCCAGGACCAGCAGGUCAAAAUGUAAAAUGCCCCUGUGGAGAAAGAUCAGCCUUCACGGUGAAGCUCAGUGGAAGGCUUCCUCCACCUUCCAUGCCCGUCAUCUUCACAGAGGUCCUGUACAAUGCCCAGAGGGACUUAAAGGAGGCCAUGGGAGUCUUUACCUGCAGGAUUCCUGGAAAUUGCUAUUUCGACUUUGAUGUAGAGCUUCGCCACUGCAAGGUGAAGGUUUGGCUAAUGACGAACCAAAGCCAAGUUUUGGAAAAGGAUCUGAUCGCCAAAAAAGAGUAUGUUAAUAUCUCUGGUGCUGUAAUUAUGCUUCUGAAAAAGGGGGAUAAGGUGUGGCUAGAAGCAGAAGUUGAAACUGAGGAACCAAAGCAAGCAGAAGUCACUAUCUGUUUCUCAGGUUUCCUGAAUUCAUCCCUGAAACUAAGCCUCAUGUGA